Molecule: messenger RNA, 342 nt
Organism: Aphanomyces astaci
Lineage: Eukaryota; Oomycota; Saprolegniomycetes; Saprolegniales; Verrucalvaceae
Exons: 1
Coding region: 1-342 (113 amino acids)
Source: RefSeq, a predicted model, not a curated record
AUGGAGGAAACCCAGCGCACCGCACAGUACGACAUGUCAAACGCCACGCAGUUCAAGUGCAGCACCGUCAUGGCCGCCACAUGUGACGAAGCUGCUUGCACUGCGUGGUGUAUGCAGGUCGGGCUUCUCAAGUCAAAGAUGCUGUGUCCGUCGUGCGCGAAAGACAUGACCUUGAGCGGGACAAGGUGGCGAUGCCGUCGUGCUGGCUGUGGUUCCAUCGAGCGCAGCAUGAAGGUUGGAUCGUUCGAAGAACGAUCCAAACUUCCAUUGUCCAAGGCGGUGCGGCUAAUGUAUGCAUGGGCCUCGCGAAAGCCGGUUACGGUCGCCGCCCGCGAGACGUAA